GUCUGUUUCUGCCGUCCAAAUAGUUGUUUUUGUGACACGUCUGUCUUUCGCCUUCGCUGCGGUGUGUCUUGUUGCUUUUCCGUUUUUAAUUUUUUAAACAACGGCUCUCAUUUAUAAUAUAUUUCUUCCAAAUAAAUCAUAAAAUGAAAGAACUACAAUGUUUUCUAAUACUCAUAUUAGCCAUCACAUCUAUCUUCGCUCAAAGAGCAGUUCCCGGAGUUAAUCCACAACAUUACCAACAACAACAAUACCAACAACAGCAAGUGCCACCAGUACAAUAUGCUCAACAACAGCAAGGUCAUAUUCCACAAAUGCAACCUAUCCAACAACAGCAGCCGCAAAUGCAAAUGCAUCAACAACAGCAAAUGCCUAUUCAGCAGCAACCAAUGAUGCAACAACAGCCGCAAAUGCAACAGCAGCCAAUGAUGCAACAACCAAUCCAACAACAGCCUCAUCAACAACUCCAACAGCCACCGCCACCUCAACCCAUUCACAUACAACAACAACAUUUGGGUGGCCAUCAACCACACAGACCUCUCGACGCAGCUAACAUUCAAGGUGAAAAGGCACACAUUCAAGAUCACAUUGAAGUGCCUUUGGACACUAGCAAAAUGUCAGAGCAAGAACUUCAAUUCCAUUAUUUCAAAAUGCAUGACAACGAUCACAAUAACAUGCUCGAUGGAUGUGAAUUGAUUAAAUCAUUAAUUCAUUGGCAUGAAAAAGGCAGCAAAGAAGAUGCCCAUCAGCACGAAGGUGCUGCUGGUCAUCAAGAUAAAAUCUUCUCCGAUGAAGAAUUAAUUGCAUUGAUAGAUCCAAUAUUAGAAAUGGAUGAUACUGGUCGUGAUGGAUAUAUUGAUUAUCCAGAAUUUAUUAAAGCACAGCAAAAGGCUGCUGUUCAAACUAAGGCAGAGACAACACCUUAAGAAAAGCCUUGAAAUUCCAUUAUUUUUUGGUUGUCUAUAAAUUUUUUUUUUUUUUAUUAUUAUUUUUUUGUUUUAUACUUAAAUCAUUUUCCAAGAAAAUUUAUUAAAAAAGAAAAUAAGAGAAGAAGAAGAAAAAAAACCUUGAAUAUUUUUUAAUAA
Messenger RNA from Episyrphus balteatus (marmalade hoverfly), 1082 nucleotides. RefSeq names its product nuclear transcription factor Y subunit beta-like. The record is from RefSeq and is a predicted model, not a curated record. NCBI's taxonomy places the organism in Eukaryota, Metazoa, Arthropoda, Insecta, Diptera, Syrphidae. The transcript has a single exon. The coding region runs from base 144 to 923 and encodes 259 amino acids. Gene Ontology annotation, molecular function: calcium ion binding.